Molecule: messenger RNA, 1098 nt
Organism: Pyrenophora tritici-repentis Pt-1C-BFP
Lineage: Eukaryota; Fungi; Ascomycota; Dothideomycetes; Pleosporales; Pleosporaceae
Product: PyrD, Dihydroorotate dehydrogenase
Biological process (GO): 'de novo' pyrimidine nucleobase biosynthetic process; pyrimidine nucleotide biosynthetic process
Cellular component (GO): cytoplasm
Molecular function (GO): dihydroorotate dehydrogenase activity
Source: RefSeq, a predicted model, not a curated record
AUGGCGCCCCUGAACAUCGACCCACCCGUCCUGAACUCUUCAAACCCAUGGUGCACAACCUUGGAACAGCUCCAGGAACUCUACAACUGCCCGCACACAGGCGCCAUCACGACUCGCACGUCACUCCUCCAUGGCUUCCCCCACGACCCUUCACACCACCAAUUCGCCUUUUUUAACCCCGUGACACUCUCCGCCUCUCCCCCAAACACGGACAACACCACCGCCGCCAUCGACGCCACCAAAACCUCCAGCCUAAACACUCUCGGCUACUCGCCCCUCCCCCUAAAGCACUACCUCGACUACGUCCAGCAAAUCAGCGAUGCCCUCAAAACGCAACCCCGGGGCUCUAACAGUCUCAGCAACAAGAACCCAACACCUAAACCCAUUAUAAUAUCCGUAACGGGGUCCGCGGAGGAAAUAACACAAUGCCACCGCCUCAUCACAGCACUCCAACCAAAAGUCGUCAUGCCCCUCGCCUUGGAAAUCAAUCUCUCGUGUCCAAACAUCCCCGGCGCACCGCCACCAGCUUACAACGCCGAAGCCCUGGGGGUCUAUCUCUCGGCGCUAAAUGAGGGGCUGGCUAGUUUGUCGUCGGAUGCUGAUGCCAUUGCCGUUGGUAUCAAGACGCCUCCGUACACGUACUCGGAACAGUAUGAUGCGCUGGCCACCGCGUUGAAGGCUAGUCUCGUCCCGAAGAGGGAGCCUGGUAGUGAGAAGAUAGGGAAGCAACGGUGUCCCAUAUCGUUUAUCACAGCAACAAAUACGUUGGGUUCAUCUCUUUUGCUCGAUCCUGCGGGGCCUACGCCACAGGAUGCGGCGUUCAAGCAUACACUGCUUUCGGCGGCCGGAUCGGGUGUUGGUGGUCUAGCUGGUGCGCCAUUGCAUCCCCUUGCGCUGGGUAAUGUGUACACGAUUAAAAAGCUGUUGUUGCAGAACGAAGCGUUGCUUAGUGUGCAAAUUAUUGGCACAGGUGGCGUCGAAGAUAACGCGGGGUAUUCAAGGAUGAGGGCUGUGGGGGCGAGUGCGGUGGGUGUGGGGACGGCGUUUGGGAGGAAGGGGUUGAAGGUUUUUAAGGAAAUUGGGAAGGACGGAUGGUGA